AUGCCGCUGCCGACAUUAUUAGAUGCCGAAAAUAAAGAAUUAUACAUGCGCGUCUUAAAUUUAUCAUAUCCGUUAACUAUUGAAAAUGUUCAAAGCAAGACAUGCGGUGUACAAAUUAAGUUGGUUUUUCCCACAACAUCGGAUUCUGGUAUCGAAAUUAAAUUUAAGACUGAUAUGAUGUAUUUACCGGCGGGGGCCUACACAUUGGAAAAACUUCUGGAUACUUUAAAUACGUUUGUUGCGGAAUAUGAUGUAAAAUUUACGUUGUUAAAUAAUGGUCGAAUCGGCGUGACUUACAAUAUCGAACGAGAAUAUUGGCAUUCAAACACGCAUAUAAAAAGAGUUACGACAAAACCGCCACAUCAAGUAUUUCAAGCUUUUUCCCAAAAUACCGCUGAGGGUGAUGAAUUUGAAAUGAUGUAUACCAAAUCUUUGGAAUAUAUGUUAGGUUUGCGGAAAUUAAUAGUUCACCCCGAUGUGGUUGAAACAAAAUUGGCAUGGGAACGUGGAUCUUUUUUUUUCGCAAAUCAUUUAAACCCUCCCCAUAAUUUGUAUCGCUUCAUGAAUAAGACCAACGAGAGUGGCGACAACAAUUUUGCUUGUUCUUUCAUGGGUGAAGCCCUUCCGGAUAUUUCCAACGGCAUCGAUAAAAUGUUCGUAUAUUGCGAACAAUUGGAAAUGUCUAUUGUCGGCGAUACAUAUGCGCCCUUGUUAGCUAUUGUACCGUUAAAAGGUAAAGAUCGUGGUAGCGGUGCAUUGUGCGUGUAUACGCCGCCGAGUACACGGCAUAAAUUAAUCAAAAGUAAAAUCGAUCAAUUUAAAAUUACUGUUUACGAUACAACACAUACAUUGAUACCGUUCAGUAGUGGUACCAUUAAUAUUGAGUGCGUAGUGGAAUAA
This is a messenger RNA of Paramuricea clavata, 900 nucleotides long. The record is from the annotation of a GenBank genome assembly. Lineage: Eukaryota; Metazoa; Cnidaria; Anthozoa; Malacalcyonacea; Plexauridae.